CCAAACCAAAGCAAACUAGGGGUACCAAAAACUCUGGUCUCCUUCCUCUGGUUUCAGCUUCGUGGUCUGCUCGCCUACCGAACCUUCAAUGGAUUUGACACCCCAGCAGCUUAGCCAAUUCAACGGCACCGACCCAUCAAAGCCCAUCUACGUUGCAGUGAAAGGCGUUAUCUACGACGUCACCGCUGGCAAAUCCUUCUACGGUCCUGGCGGCGCCUACGCCCUGUUCGCAGGCAAAGACGCCAGCAGAGCACUUGGAAAGAUGAGCAAGAACGAAGAAGAUGUCUGCCCCAAUAUCGAUGGCCUCUCCGAUAAGGAGAUCGAUGUCCUUAACGAUUGGGUCAAGAAAUUCGAAGCUAAGUACCCCGUUGUUGGCCGCGUUGUUGUCUCUUGAAUUUGCGGCCUCUCGUUUCAAAUCACUUUUAGCUAUGGGAAUCUAUCUGUUACUUUUAUGUGCUUAAUGUGUUUCUGUCGAUUUCUUAGCUUAUGGGAAUCUUACUAUCUGCUACUUUACCUUGUACUUGGUGUUUGACUAAUUCAGAAUGUUUCAAAGUUAAAUACUAAUAUAUGUUAAAAGCUGUUUGAUUGUGUU
Molecule: messenger RNA, 592 nt
Organism: Theobroma umbraticum
Lineage: Eukaryota; Viridiplantae; Streptophyta; Magnoliopsida; Malvales; Malvaceae
Gene: MAPR2
Product: membrane-associated progesterone binding protein 2
Cellular component (GO): endomembrane system; membrane
Source: RefSeq, a predicted model, not a curated record